AUGGACUACAGAAGCUCAAGUAGAUCGAGCCGUUCAGGUUCUAGUCAGCAGUCAAGGCACCGAGACGCCAGCGGAAGACUCAACGAGGGCUCACAUUACGUCAAAACCUCAAGUAGUGAUCGAUCACGCGAAGUUCCCCAGGGCCGCAGCGGUUACAACCGAACCCGCGAACAUGGUCACGGUGUUUCACCGAAAGGCAGAUCCGGAUACAACUGA
Colletotrichum paranaense is the source of this 216-nucleotide messenger RNA. RefSeq lists its product as uncharacterized. The record is from RefSeq and is a predicted model, not a curated record. Lineage: Eukaryota; Fungi; Ascomycota; Sordariomycetes; Glomerellales; Glomerellaceae. Bases 1 to 216 code for a protein of 71 amino acids. The transcript has a single exon.